UUCCUUUCUGUCAUACUGACUCUCAGUGCCUUCACAAAAGUUUCAUAAUUAAAAAAAAUUAAUAAAUAAAUCAGCGUUCAGUGGAGAAAGAAGAGGAACACUUUCAAGAAGGAUAUUUGAGAAGUUUAUUUCUGAACAGACAGCGGAUUCUUUAUUAAUUUUUGAAACAAUCAUUCAGAAAGUGAAAGUAAAGUUUAGCAUGCUGGAGCUCAAACAGUGAAAAUGACUUCACUUAAAGUGUCUGCAGAAGAACUUUCUUGUUCCGUGUGCUGUGAAAUCUUCAAGGAUCCUGUUGUUUUAUCAUGUAGUCAUAGUGUCUGUAAAGAGUGUCUUCAAAAGUUCUGGAGAAUCAAAGAAACUCGUGAGUGUCCUGUCUGCAGGAGAAGAUCCUCAAAUCGUGAUCCUCCAUGUAAUCUGGUAUUAAAAAACUUGUGUGAGUCGUUCCUGAAGGACAGAAAUAAAAGCCUUUCAAUAGGGUCUGAGGAGAUCUGCAGUUUACACAGUGAGAAACUCAAACUCUUCUUUCUGGAGGACAAACAGCCUGUGUGUUUAGUGUGUAGAGAUUCACAGAAACACAUCAAUCACACAUUCAGACCCAUCAGUGAAGUUGUUCCAUCAUAUAAGGAGGAGCUCAAUACAAUACUAAAGUCCUUACAAGAGAAACUUGAAGACAAUGAAAACAUUAAAGGAGAGUUUGAGAAAACCAUUCAACACAUCAAGUCUCAAGUUGAGCUCACAGAGCAUCAGAUUAAACAGCAGUUUGAGAAGCUUCAUCAGUUUCUCAGAGAUGAAGAAGAAGCUACAAUCACUGCAUUGAGGGAGGAAGAGGAGCAGAAGAAGCAGAUGAUGAAGGAGAAGCUGGAGGAGAUCAACAGACACAUCUCAACUCUUUCACAGACAAUCAAAGACACAGAGGAGAUGAUGAAAGACAAUGACAUCUGCUUUCUACAGAAGUUUCCAGUCUCAAUAGAAAGAGUCCAGAUCUUACAGCCGGAUCCACAGACGCCUUCUGGAGCUUUGAUUCAUGUGCCACGUUAUUUGGGCAACCUGCCAUUCAGAGUCUGGAAGAAGAUGCAGGACAUCGUCCUAAACACUCCUGUGAUUCUGGAUCCAAACACGGCUCAUCCACGCCUCAUCCUGUCUAAUGAUCUGACCACUAUGAGAUACAGUGAGAACAAACAACCGCCUCCUGAUAAUACAGAGAGGUUUGACAAGUAUCUCUGUGUUUUGGGUUCAGAGGGUUUUAACUCAGGAACACACUGCUGGGAUGUGGAGGUUAAAGAGAGUCGAUACUGGAGUCUUGGAGUAACUACAGCAUCAAACCAAAGAAAGGGACGUGAUUUCUGUAACAGCCAUGUGUGGUGUGUGAAGUAUGAUCCUUUCAAAAGGUCUAAACCAUUUGGUUUUCAAGUUGAACAGGAUCUUGAGCGUGUGAGAGUGUAUCUGGACUAUGACAGAGAAACGGUGUCAUUCUCUGAUCCUGUAACUAACACACAUCUACACACAUUCACAACCACCUUCACUGACACUGUCUUGCCAUUCUUCUGUUGUUUUCCUUCUCUGAGGAUAUAACCAUUAAAUAGUUAGUAAUCGUCCUCCUGCUUUCAUCUUUUUCAAAGUUUAUGAAGUUUUAAAAAAGUGCUAAACUAUAACAACCCUGUGCUGAUCAGUGUAAUGGGUGUUAUAUUACUUUAUUAUUUUUUACACAAAAUCUCUUCCUUAAAGCUAUAUUUAACUAACACACAUUUGCUCACUCUUCAUGCUGCAUUUCAUUCAGACUGGUUUUAGAUUUUAUAUGAGUAAUGCAGGCAUGCAUUUAUUUCUGUUGACACGCAGGACGAUGCAGAAAAGAUGAAGAGACAAAAACUGGUUUGGUGUUUUAGUAAGUGCUGCUCACGUCUCCAAUCACUGAUAAUCAGCACGAUAAGCAGACAUUUGUUUAUCACUGUGACUUCAGUAUGUGAAGAAAUCAUUUUGACAUUUUGAACAUGACACUCUGGAUAAACUCUAAACUAAUUCACCCUGUAAAAACUAUUCAGAAGAGAUUGGGAAGACUAAUUUCUUCACUCCUUUUCUGUCAUACGGACACUUUUCUGAAUUUCUGGACAAAAUCAAGUAGGAAUCAACGAUCAAGGAAGAGCAAAAAAAAUUUCCUAGAAGGAUUUAUUUGUGUUUCCCAUGGUGUUUCAUUUUUAAACUAUCAUUCAAAUAGAGUUCAAACCUGAAAAUGGCUUCACCAGCUGAAUGUGAUUAUAUUUGUUCCUUGUGCUCUGAUAUCUUCAAGACUCCGGUUAUUUUAUUGUGUUGUCAUAAUUUCUGUAAAAAGUGUCUUCAGCAGUUCUGGAGAACCAAGAAAACUCAGGAGUGUCCUGUCUGCAGGAGGAGAUGCUCAAAAGAAAAGCCUCCAUGUAAUCUAGUGUUAAAACAAUUGUCUGAUUCGUUACUGAAGGAGAGAAACGAGAGGCGUUCAUCAGGAUCUGAGGAGAUCUGCAGUUUACACAGUGAGAAACUCAAACUCUUCUGUCUGGAGGACAAACAGCCUGUGUGUUUAGUGUGCAGAGAUUCACAACAACACAACAAUCACAAAUUCAGACCCAUCAGUGAAGUUGUUUCAUCAUAUAAGGAGGAGCUCAACACAGCACUGAAGUCCUUACAAAAGAAACUCAAAUACAAAGAAAAUGUGAAAAAACUGUUUGAAAAAACAGCUCAACACAUCAAGAGUCCAGAUCUCACAGCCGGAUCCACAGACGCCUUCUGGAGCUUUGAUUCAUGUGCCACGUUACUUGGGCAACCUACCGUUUAGAGUCUCCAAGAGGAUGCAGGACAUUUUCCAAAAAACUCCUGUGAUUCUGGAUCCAAAC
Messenger RNA from Labeo rohita (rohu), 2861 nucleotides. Its product is annotated as nuclear factor 7, brain-like. The transcript is spliced from 10 exons. Gene Ontology annotation, molecular function: zinc ion binding; protein binding. The record is from RefSeq and is a predicted model, not a curated record. Bases 223 to 1572 code for a protein of 449 amino acids. Lineage: Eukaryota; Metazoa; Chordata; Actinopteri; Cypriniformes; Cyprinidae.